Molecule: messenger RNA, 2783 nt
Organism: Malania oleifera
Lineage: Eukaryota; Viridiplantae; Streptophyta; Magnoliopsida; Santalales; Ximeniaceae
Product: kinesin-like protein KIN-14U
Exons: 11
Coding region: 540-2459 (639 amino acids)
Biological process (GO): microtubule-based movement
Molecular function (GO): microtubule motor activity; ATP binding; microtubule binding
Source: RefSeq, a predicted model, not a curated record
GGGCGGCACCAACGGAAGAUUCUCCUAUUUUUAUUUUCUUUUAAAUAAUAGUAAUAUGUUAUGAACACCGCUGACUCAGAAUGCAUCACUGUCGUCUCUUAAUUGGAGUCCUUAUCAAUCAUUGAAAAUAAUCCAUACCCACUUGGAUUUUUAGCCCUCUAGGGUGUUUUUGAAAUCUGUAGGGCUUUUGAAUUUUUUGCUCACGACUUGUUGCUUCCUUUCAUUAAUGGAAUCUGGGUUUUUUUUUUUUUGGAAUUAAUAGGGCUUUUAAGAGUUUCUGGGUUCUGCUAAAAGUUGCAGAUUAGUCUUCGUUUCUUCUGCAUUGUACUUUAGAUUUUUGUAUAUUUAUUGGGGAAAUAGAGUUCGUCAUCAAUCUUGGGUUUUCUCCCUACUACGUCUUAACUUCUGCAGACACAACGGAUCUAAGAGCAACUCGCUAAAAGCGAAGAAGGGAGAUCAGAAGAAGAGGAAGAAGGAGAAAGAUCUAACAGUAGUAGUAGAACACAGUACUUGUUUCCCGAAGGGUCAGGUGCUGAGAAAUGUUCAUUUCCACUGAGAAUGAAGAGAUCUCAUUGCCUUCAGAGUAUGUUGGGGAGUCCUUGAAAUCAUUCGCCAUGGGGUCGAACUCAGAUUCUCUUGAUGGACUUCCACUGGCUUCCGAGCUGGAUUCACCCCCACUUCCCGCCAUUUAUACCGAUGUCAAUGUUGUUCCAGAGCACGAAAAGAAUGAGCUCCGGAAGACUAUAACUAAUCUAGAAGGAGAACUUGUGGGAUUGAAGCUAAAACAGAGAUCCUCAGAUGAAAAACGAAGAGAAGCAUUGAAUAAGAUACUGGAUAUUAAGGGUAGUAUUAGAGUAUUUUGUCGCAUUCGACCAUUUAUAUUGAUGGACAAGAGGAGAAUUCGCGAACCCAUUUCUGCUGGAGAAGAGAAAAUUGUGGUGAGAUUGGCUGGGAGUAGGAAAGAAUUUGGAUUCGAUAAGGUGUUCACCCAACAAGCUUCCCAAGAAGAUGUUUUUCUCGAGGUUGAACCGAUCCUCAGAUCUGCUCUUGAUGGGCACAAUGUAUGUGUUUUAGCAUAUGGUCAAACCGGCACUGGAAAGACGUUUACAAUGGACGGAACAAACGACCAUCCAGGGAUUGUACCUCGAGCUCUUGAAGAGCUCUUUCAUCAAACAUCUUUGGAUGGUUCAGUUUCAGUUACAUUUUCAAUGAGCAUGGUGGAGGUUUACAUGGGAAAUCUCAGGGAUCUUCUUGCUCCAAAAACAUACUAUAAAUCUUAUGAAACCAUGCCAAGAUGCAAUCUCAACAUUCAAACAGAUCCAAAAGGUUUUGUGGAUAUUGAAGGCCUCACAGAAGUGCAAAUCUCAGACGUCACAAAAGCGAGUUGGUGGUACACCAAGGGAAAACGGGUUAGGUCUACAUCAUGGACUAAUGUGAACGAAGCAUCUAGCAGAUCACAUUGCUUAACGAGGAUCACUAUUUGUCAACGCCGGGAUCCUUCGAAAGGUAGAUCAGAAAUAAGCAAAUUGUGGAUGGUUGAUCUCGGGGGAAGUGAGCGAUUAUUGAAAACAGGGGCCAUUGGACAAACACUUGAUGAGGGAAGGGCCAUAAAUCUCUCACUUUCAGCUCUAAGUGAUGUUAUUGCAGCCCUCAGAAGAAAACGAGGCCAUAUUCCUUUUAGAAAUAGCAAGCUGACUCAGAUUCUUAAAGAUUCCCUAGGUCAUGGUUCCAAGGUAUUAUUGCUUGUGCAUAUAAGCCCAUGUGAAGAUGAUGUUGGGGAGACUACUUGUUCUUUGAGUUUUGCAAAGAGAGCAAGGGCAAUAGAGUCCAUUAGAGAACUACCCACGGAGUUGAAAAAGCAGAAGGAAAAAAGGAUUGCUGAACUUGAAGAAAAGAUGAGAGAAGCUGAAGAAGAAUGUCGAAAAGUUGGAAGUCAAAUAAGAAAAGCUGAGUUUCUUUUGGAUGAAAACAAAAAGUUGUUCUCCACCACUUACGGGCUACUUGAUGAUGGGGAAAAGACACCCAGAAGUCCCAAAGAAGAUUUUAGAGGAGUACCAGGAACCCCACGAGCAUCUGAGAAAGUAAUUAGAAGAAAAACUUGUAAUUCAAUCCCUCGGUUCAUGACUUCCACUGCCGCCAGUCGCCAAAGAGAAAGUGCAGCAGAAAAGGAAAUUGAUGGUAGGGAAAGAUCUUUGAGGUCGUGGUCUAGAAAUUCAAUUCAAUUUUCUGGUUCCCAGUCCAUCAGUUAUACAGAUCCUCGUUUCAAAGCGAUUUUGCGAAAUUCGAAUGAAAAAUCUCAACAUGGGUUGGCAAACCCUACCCUCUCAGAGAGUCCUAAAUGCAAUGGCAUGGAGUCCAAAGUGUACUCCCUUCCGCGAAGCAAGAUGGUCACUUCUUCCAAUCCAAACUUGAGAGUUACAUUUUGUCGCCACCGAAGGAGGAUGUCUGAUCUAAUCUAAGUCCAAUAACUCUAAUUGUGAUUCUUUGCGCUUUUGUAAAAUGUGUGCUGAUUUUUUUCAUUUAUUAUUUUUAUUUUUUUGGGUUGUUGAUUAGGAAGUCUCGUCAGAAUGAAUAGUGUUUAUGAUUGUGGAGGGUUGGUUUGUUUUUAGACCUGUUGGGAUCUGUAAACUAAAUGUUUACAUGGGAUCCUUUUAACCCUUGAAGUUAUCUUGGGCUUGGUGGGAUUUGUCAAAUGACUUGUUUGCAUGACAUUUGUAACCUGCAUGAUAUUUGUAACAUUGUGAUGAAACUUAUAUGAAGAACUUCAGAUAUUGAGUGAAUCA